This is a messenger RNA of Cryptosporidium ubiquitum, 1818 nucleotides long. Its product is annotated as queuine tRNA-guanine transglycosylase. Gene Ontology annotation, molecular function: pentosyltransferase activity. The record is from RefSeq and is a predicted model, not a curated record. Bases 1 to 1818 code for a protein of 605 amino acids. NCBI's taxonomy places the organism in Eukaryota, Apicomplexa, Conoidasida, Eucoccidiorida, Cryptosporidiidae. The transcript has a single exon.
AUGGUUAAUUUUAAAAUUUUAACGCAUAAUAGCAAAGAUGCAAGGUACAGACUGGGUGUCCUUGAGAUUCCCAAAUGUUUUCUUUCAAAGUAUGAUAGUACAAUAAGACAUUCUGAUAUUAAGACGACUUCUGGAGCCACGGACGUGAUUGAGAACCUCCAGGAAACGGGAGUUAAAGCGAAGUCGAGCUCUAGUAACCUAGGAAAUAUUGGAUUAGCCAGUAUUGCGACCCCAACAUUUAGUGUUCCAACCUUUGGGGGUCUGCCUCAUUGUAUUUUACCCAAGAUAGAGUCAAAUCAAGGCGAAAAUUACGAGAUAGCAUCCUUAAUGCCUGAAAUCGAUUAUCUUCUAAUAGGACACGGCUUAGAUUUGGAAAGAGUUAGGAGGAGAGGACUAGUGUCUAUAGAAAAGGAGAAAGACGAGAAAAGAGAUGAUAAUCAUUCUGGAAAUUGCACGUGUUUUAAACAAAGUAGCAAUGCCAGCAAGUUUGACAUUCUGGAGCAGCCCCCACCUCAACUGGCAAACAAGGACUAUAUUAGGUAUCUAAUGUUCCGCCAGCCGCUGGUUCCUGGUGUUACAUGCUGGAAUGGGUCGGAUGGGGUUCUGGUUCACACUGAAAGUGGGAGGAUUACUGUCUGCAUUGACGAUGUGAUUGCAUCCAUAGAACAUUUUCAGCCAGCAUUCUUUAUUUCCCCUGCAGAAGAAGCUCAGACGGGCCAAUGUGGCAAGAAUGUUUCGUUCAGAUCUAUUCAGCGAGCUGACGAGAUGCUUCUAGCUUUACUUGAGAAACUAAAGAGAGGGACUUCAGACUGUCCAAAGGAGGUAACAGAGGUAUGGGAUGGAGGAAUUUCCUGCACCGGUAGUACUGGGAAGCCAAGGACCAAAGUGCUGGUGAAUAUCCAGGGAGCGCAUUUUGUGAAUUACAGAGCAGCAGCGGCUCUGGGUGUUUGGGACCUGUGUAAUGGCACUGGAAAAGGUCUGAGGAACAUUGGAUUUUCUGGAGAUAAGGGCUCUGCUGAGAUUAGGGUAGAUAGUUCAGGUAAAUCUGAAGAGGCCAGCGGGCUGGACCAGUUGAUUUUAGGUGUGGCUAUUGGCGGUCUGGGGUACUCAGAGAAGUCGUCGGUAAGGGCUGAGUGCAUCAAGGCGGUGGUAGAUCACAUUCCUGACAAUAAGUUAAGGCUAAUUUCACUGGGUACCGGAAGUCCAAUAGAACUAUUACAGGCGGUAUACCUUGGGAUGGAUAUUAUUGAAUGCCCUUAUGUUUACAGAUGCAGUCUAAGUGGAGUUGCAUUAUCAUUUGACCUCGACGAGUUUUUGAGACAAAGAGAGAUCAUUAAUUACAGUAACGAAGAGAAAAAAAAUGCUGAGAGAUUUUUAUUAGAGUUUGAUUUUUCAAAUAGCGAGUGCGGAAUGGAUAUAGAUAAGGAUGGGAAAGCAACAGGAAGGACAAUGUUGAAGUCUUUUGGUGGAGCCAAAUAUAUGGACUUGAAUGAUAGAAGGUAUUCUUGUGACUCAGAAAAACUAACAAAGAAUAGUCCAGUUCCUCAUUCAAGAGCAUACGUCCAUCACUUGAUCAACUCUGGGGAGAUUUUAGGAUUUUCAUUGUUAUUCAUGCACAAUUAUUGGCAAUAUCAAGGUUUAUUAUUGUCAGUAAGGAAGGCUAUCUUUGAUGGAAGACUCGAGGACUUUGUGACUUGGUUUAUUUAUACACAAACAGAUCUUCAGAUUCAUCCAAUUAAGUUACCAGAACCUGCAUUGGAAACUUAUACAUUUGAUGGAAUGAAGGGAAGAUUACAGAAAGAUUUGAUACGUAAAUAG